AUGGCAAUGUCUCUGUCCAAGAAGAAAUCUAGACUACCCAAAAGAGCAGAAGCCAAACAACUAGGCUUGAUUGAUCUAAUCUUACCAAAAUUUCUCUUCCGAUUGCCCUUCGCACUGCUUCUCUUGAUCCUUAUCUACCUAUGGUCUUCCUCGACCACCAUUAUUUCCGGCAACAUUGUUCAUGUCUGUGUCUCUUCAAGGAAGCUCACCAACCUCUAUUGCCUCUCUGCUGGUACCCAACCCAACUUUGAACUUCCAAUUCCACUUCUGAAUGAUAGUUCCACUAACGAAGUUGCCGGUCUUGUUCAUGAAAAUCCACUGGAAAACAGCAUUGAAAAGUAUAGAGAUGAGGAGCUGAAAAAUGCUGUCAAGGUCAUAAAAGAGCAGCUGCAAGAGCAUCGAUCAUGGCAGUCGAAUAAAAAACAAGCAAGUUGUGAUGGGAGGGGCAUAUAUGUGUAUGAAUUGCCACCGAAGUUCAAUAAAGAUUUGGUGGCUCAAUGCGGUAACAUGAUUCCAUGGAUGGAUUUCUGUAAAUAUUUCAGCAAUGAGGCCUUGGGGGAGCCAAUACCGGAGAUUGGAAAAUGCUGGUACCAGACUCAUCAGUACUCAUUGGAGCCAAUCUUUCAUGCUCGGGUUUUGAAGCAUCCUUGCAGGGUGUAUAAUGAAAAUGAGGCAAAGCUGUUCUAUGUACCAUUUUAUGGUGGACUUGAUAUCCUGAGAUGGCAUUUCAAGAAUGUGUCAAAUGAAAUUAAGGACACUUCGGGAUUAGAACUUCUGAAUUGGCUUGAAUCACAGAGACACUGGAAUCGAAAUUCGGGUAAGGAUCAUGUGUUUGUUUUGGGAAAAAUUUCUUGGGAUUUCAGGAGGAAGAACAAUUCAUCGUGGGGUACUAGAUUGUUAGAGCUUGAUCAAAUGCAAAACCCAAUAAAGCUCUUGAUUGAAAGACAGCCAUGGCAUGUUAAUGACAUUGGCAUUCCACAUCCAACCCAUUUCCAUCCUCGUACAGACGAUGAUAUUGUCUCCUGGCAAUCGAAGAUAAUGGGAUCAAAUCGGAGAAACCUCGUGAGCUUUGCCGGGGCUGCUCGUCCCGAUACACCAGAGAACAUAAGGUCAUUACUUAUCAAACAGUGCACUUCAAUGGAUCACAACAACACAAAUUGCAGGUUUCUGGAUUGCAGUUUAGGUGGUUGUGAUCAACCCGAGUCUGUAAUAAACCUAUUCACAGCGUCUGAAUUCUGCCUACAGCCUCCUGGUGAUAGUCCAACGAGAAAAUCAGUAUUCGAUUCUCUCAUUUCUGGGUGCAUUCCGGUACUGUUUGAUCCUUUCACGGCUUACUAUCAAUAUCCAUGGCAUUUACCUGAGGAUCAUGAGAAAUAUUCAGUGUUUAUAGAUCAGGAAGAGGUGAGAAACAUGAAGGUGAAUGUGGUGGAGAGGCUCAUGAAGGUUCCUUUAAAGGAGAGAGAAGAUUUGAGGAGAUAUAUAGUAUAUGAGCUAUUGCCUGGGUUGGUUUAUGGAGACCCAAGUUCAGAGCUUGAUAAGUUUCAGGAUGCAUUUUCUAUUGCCAUAAACAGUUUGCUUGAAAGAGUGAGCAGAUUGGAAUGA
This is a messenger RNA of Ilex paraguariensis (yerba mate), 1602 nucleotides long. The record is from the annotation of a GenBank genome assembly. NCBI's taxonomy places the organism in Eukaryota, Viridiplantae, Streptophyta, Magnoliopsida, Aquifoliales, Aquifoliaceae.